Messenger RNA from Coniophora puteana RWD-64-598 SS2, 1630 nucleotides. RefSeq lists its product as uncharacterized. The transcript is spliced from 4 exons. NCBI's taxonomy places the organism in Eukaryota, Fungi, Basidiomycota, Agaricomycetes, Boletales, Coniophoraceae. The record is from RefSeq and is a predicted model, not a curated record. The coding region runs from base 213 to 1118 and encodes 301 amino acids.
CCCGUCUACUUUCUGUCUUUCUCAUCCUCCGCUUCACGACCAGGGAGCUCUCUCCGGUGCUGGGACACCUGACCGUUCUUUCCAUCCACACGCUGCGCACGCGCUUGCCGCUCCCUUCUUUUGCACGACAGAUUCUUUACGCUGCUUGACGCAUCAUUCCAAGAAAGUAAAAUCAAGACAUUCCCAGUAGCACGAAACGCAUCGACAUCGACAUGGUCAACUUCCGCCCUUAUAUCUUCUUUGGUCUCAACGUCGUCCGCUUCCUGAGCAUCGUCUCCAUGAUCCUCGUCUUUGCGAGCAGCAUCUUUGUCAUCGUCAAGGACGUCGAGGCCGUCAACAACUUUAGCGCCGCCAAGCUCAACGGUUCCGUCACCGAUGAAGACCUCGUCAACUGUGACUACAUCGAAGACAGCACCGUCCCGAACCAGAUCGGCGGCGUCUUCUGGGCCGUCGUCAACCGCCUGCUCAUCAUCUUCCAGGUGCUCACCCUUAUCCUCUCCGAGGUCGGCUGGCCGUCCGCCUUCUUCGACCGCUUCUUCCCCGUCCUCGGGCCCAGCUUCGGCCUCGGCGCGCUCGGCAUCUUCCAGGGCCUCAUCGGCGCUUCCGUGCUUUCGCAGCACGUCGACGACUUCACGCUCGUCGCCGCGUUCUUCCUCUUCGUCCUCGGGUGCCUCAACAUGCUGCUCGGGCUCGUGUUCCGCGAGAGCGCGAAGGAGAGGAGGUCGAUUACGGCGUGGAGGGGCGAGAAGCGGGAUGUGCUUCCCACGACCGCGCCAGGGAGCGGAAGCCCGCGAGGGGCGAUGCGCCCGCUGGAGCUGAGCAGGUCCGGGUCGACGGCGACGUGGGUCAACGACGAGAAGCCGAAGGACCUGAGCGAGUUCGGUGUGGGACACCAGCGUACGGGCAGCACUAUGCGCUCUGGGUACGGAUUCGGGCGGCAGGGCGAGAAGGCUGCUGGACUCAAGGGCUACCUGAUCACCAGACCGACCGAGUCCCUCCCGCGCUAUGCCUCGCGCCCGCGCAGUGGCGCCUCGCAGCCCGCGUCGUCGCGCAGUGCCUCUCCCGAGCCCACGGACGAACGCCGUCCGCACUUUGCUUCGAGCACGACGUCGCUGUGAGGUUCUGGUGCCCUCAGCAAGUACCCAUCAUGACGAAAAGCGACCAUCGAUUGGUCGACGCACGACGAUAUGCGCAUCUCCAAUCCAUCGAAGACUGGUAUUCACAACUACAGACGGACUAUACGUUACGUUAGUACUCCCGGGCACGCCGUGUGACGCGUAGAACGUGUCGCAUUGUGCUCGGCGGUGUUCUGCUUCCCCCAUUGCUCGGAUGCAUUGCAUGCACACGAAACGGACAACAGACUCUGCAGACCAUAGAUGCGCACGCAUAUAAGGACUCUCAUUCCCCCUCCAUACCAUUCCACCUUAUGUUUUCCUCCUUUCACACCCUUCUGAAGCUGAGCUCCCCCGUGAUAUCCCCCGGUUCCAUUCCCCCAAUAUUCCCCGUUGUUCAUUGUCCAUUGUGAAGCUCACUGUCACCAUACCGUCGCCUGUUGACAUACAUACACACACAUACACACAUACCAACCCCGCAUACCCCGCUUCAUUCAUACCGAACGCCCGCUUUUUAC